GGUUUGUUAAGGUUUGUCCCAGGACAGGCUGACGCUGGAGGGGGAGCGAGGGCGUGUUUGUGAGGGACUGAACACUGGCUCUGGGGUCCCGCGGGGAUUUACUGCAGUCUGAGGAGAAUAGAGGAACUUUUGGAGGACGGGUGACCCAGAUUUCACACACUCACACAGGUAUGCAGUUUCAGGAGUGGUUAAGAUCCCUGCGCUUCCAUGGAGGAGAUGGGAAGUCUGAACUGGACAAUCUGAAGACUCUCAUUCCGUCUCUGCCCUCGUCCUUCUCUCUAUCCUCUCUCUCUCUCUCUCCGUCCUCCAUCAUCGGCUUAGGAGCUCUGGCUUCUCUCACUACCUACUGGCUGGUCACUAGACCGAGACCAAUACAGCCUCCCUGUGACCUACAGGCCCAGUCAAUACCUGUGCAGGGAGACCAAAGCUGCAGACGCUCAGCUUUACUGAAGGACGACACUCUGCUGGACUUUUACUAUGAGGACACAAAGACAGCGUACGACAUGUUCCAGAGAGGACUGCGGAUAGCAGGUGAUGGCCCGUGUCUGGGCUUCAGGAAACCUAGAGAGCCCUAUCAGUGGAUCUCUUACACAGAGGUGGCAGAGCGGGCACAGGUGCUGGGAUCAGGAUUACUGGCGAAGGGCUGCAAACCAAACCCACAGCAGUAUGUGGGCAUCUAUGCACAAAACAGACCUGAGUGGGUCAUUGCAGAGCUGGCCUGCUACACCUUCUCCAUGGCUCUGGUGCCACUGUAUGACACACUGGGGAUUGAGGCCAUGGUUCACAUCCUUAACCUGGCUGAGAUCUCGAUGGUGAUCUGUGAUAAGGAGGAUAAAGCGGAGUCUCUGCUGAGGAAUAAGGAGAAGGGCGUGACGCCCAGCCUGUCCUGCCUGGUGCUCUUUAACCCCUUCAGCGCCGCCCUGCUGGACAGAGGGAGGAAGUGCGGUAUGGAGAUCCUGCAGCUCUCACAGAUCAUGGAUCUGGGAAGAGAAAAUUUAAAGCCACCUGUGCCUCCUAAACCUCAAGAUCUGGCUGUUGUGUGUUUCACCAGUGGGACAACAGGAAAGCCUAAAGGAGCCAUGAUAACUCACGGCAACAUCGCCUCCAACACCUCCUCGGUCAUCAAGAUCCUGGAGGGCUACUUUGUGAUCCGUCAAGAGGACGUGUCCAUCUCUUACCUGCCGCUCGCUCACAUGUUUGAGCGCAUGAUCCAGGUGUCGAUGUUUUGUCACGGGGCGAGGGUCGGCUUUUACCAGGGUGAUAUUUCUCUGCUGAUGGAUGACAUAAAGACCCUGAAGCCCACUUUUUUCCCUGGGGUCCCUCGAUUACUCAACCGCAUCUACGACAAGAUUCUGGGCUCGGUUACGUCUCCGCUGAAAAGAGUCCUCCUUCAUUAUGCCGUCAGGAGGAAACAGGCAGAACUGAGCAGUGGAGUCGUGAGGAACAACAGCCUGUGGGACAGACUCAUCUUCAAUAAGAUACAGGCUAGUCUGGGUGGAAAUCUGCGCUUCAUCCUUACCGCAUCUGCUCCAAUCUCUCCUGCUGUGCUGUCCUUCCUCAGAGCCACCCUGGGCUGUCUGAUUUUUGAGGGUUAUGGGCAGACAGAGUGCACAGCCGGAUGUACCUUCUCUAUGCCUGGUGACUGGAGUGCAGGUCAUGUUGGUGCUCCAUUACCCUGCGCUAUGGUGAAGCUAACUGAUAUUCCUGACAUGAACUACUAUGCCAAGAACGGAGAAGGAGAGAUCUGCAUCAGGGGUCCCAGUGUGUUUCGGGGUUAUCUGAAGGAUGAGGAGAGGACAGCAGAGGCUCUGGACACUGAAGGGUGGCUUCACACUGGAGACGUGGGACAAUGGCUGCCUAAUGGGACUUUGCGCAUUGUGGACAGAAAGAAGCACAUCUUCAAGCUGUCCCAGGGAGAGUACAUCGCCCCAGAGAAGCUGGAGAACGUCUACACGCGCUGCGUUCCUGUCCUGCAGGUCUUUGUGCAUGGAGACAGCCUACAGUCUUUUCUGAUAGGAAUUGUAGUUCCAGAUCCAGAAGUGUUCGUCAACUGGGCCAAAGAACGAGGAAUAGUCGGAUCAUAUGAAGAGCUUUGUCAGAAUCCUGAUGUGAAGAAAGCGGUUCUGGAGGACAUGACGGCGGUGGGCAAAGAAGCAGGACUCAAAUCAUUCGAGCAG
Messenger RNA from Danio rerio (zebrafish), 2177 nucleotides. The record is from RefSeq and is a predicted model, not a curated record. Lineage: Eukaryota; Metazoa; Chordata; Actinopteri; Cypriniformes; Danionidae.